Molecule: messenger RNA, 893 nt
Organism: Theobroma umbraticum
Lineage: Eukaryota; Viridiplantae; Streptophyta; Magnoliopsida; Malvales; Malvaceae
Product: zinc finger protein
Source: RefSeq, a predicted model, not a curated record
UCCCUCCUUUAUCAACGCAAUUACAUAAUGCCACGUAUCAUCCAAGAUUAGAUGCCUGGAUCCCAGACCUUUCCCAGUAAAAAAGGAAUCUAUUAGAUGUUGGAGCCUGUUGGUCCUUCUGCUUUAUUUCCAUCGCUAAAAUUCUGGAAUCUUCGGAAGAGGUCUCUUUUUUCUUUUACCUAGCUAGUUCAACUAUAGCAAGAAGGCAGGCCCCAAACUCCUCUUUCAACAGUCCACACAGUUCAAAGUCGAAAAUUGCUUUCAAGAAGGUGCAGAGUCAAUUAACAUUGGAGAUUACAUAGAGUGCGUGAAGAGCCCCUUUUUCUCCUUCUUUAUAUCUAUGUCCCUCUGCUCUAGAUAAUCUUCCUUCACUGAGGUUAUCCCUGGAAAGUUUCUUAUCGGCUAAGGUGUUAGGGGAGUUUUAGGUUCAGCUUGUCCAUGACCCAGGUGAUUAAUAAUUGGAAAUUGUUUGAUAGAGUAAGAGACUUUUCCAAUUUCUUCCCCUCGACAUGAUCAAUGAUUGUAGUUUAGAAGGCAAUGGUUGCCCAACCUGAAGUAAAUGGAAACCAAUGGUAGCAAUCGUUGUUCCCAUGAAAAUCAGCCUCCAACGGGUUCAAACAAUGCUAACAAAGAUCAAUCCACUGAGAAGGAGGUUUUUGUUAACCAUGCUGAAAUAAGUUGGCAUGAGAUUAGAAGACAGUGGGUUGGGGAUCAGUCUCAAAAAUCAAAAAGAAUGCCCCGGGAACCAAUAAUGAGCUGGACCACAACUUAUGAGGAUUUGCUUUGUUCUACUGAACCUUUUCAACAGUCAAUCCCAUUAGCUGAGAUGGUGGAUUUUUUAGUUGACAUCUGGCAUGAAGAAGGCCUAUAUGACUAGAAAAUUGGGAAAUUUG